Apis mellifera (honey bee) is the source of this 5585-nucleotide messenger RNA. RefSeq names its product helicase sen1 (gene Setx). The transcript has 7 exons. The record is from RefSeq and is a predicted model, not a curated record. Gene Ontology annotation, biological process: termination of RNA polymerase II transcription. Gene Ontology annotation, cellular component: nuclear body. Gene Ontology annotation, molecular function: transcription termination site sequence-specific DNA binding; protein binding; helicase activity. NCBI's taxonomy places the organism in Eukaryota, Metazoa, Arthropoda, Insecta, Hymenoptera, Apidae. Bases 229 to 5391 code for a protein of 1720 amino acids.
UGCUAUUUUCAAGUAUAAAAGGCGGUAAAGGUCAAUGCAUGUAUUCCUUUUAUUAUAAAAAUGUUUUUCUUUAAAAAUAAUGUAAUAAAAUGAUAUAUUGAUUGACUUUUAUUAAAAUUAUUAGAUAAGAUAGUCAGUAAAAACUUCCAAUGAAAUGUUUUUAAUCCAAUAAAGAAUAGGUUAUGUAGAUAAUCAAAGACUUGUAAAUAAACCGAUUAUUUUUUAAAAAUGAGUGCAGAUGACAAUUGCCAAUUUAUACUGGAACGUAUUAAUGCUCCGGAUAGAAUUGUGCUUGAUCAACAAGAUCAUACAUAUACUUGUGGUAGAGCCAGAGAUAAUGAAAUAGUAUGUCUUGGUUUGACAGUAUCGCGACGUCAUUGCAUUUUUUUUCGCAGCAAAAAUGAAUUAUAUGUUACAGAUUUAAAGAGUGCAAAUGGUUUAUUUAUAAAUGGAAUUCAUCAAGAACCUUUUCAGACAACUAAAUUACAUCCAAAUGAUAUUAUUGGUAUUGGUUGUCCAAAUGUUGAUACAGAUAAUAGUAUGUAUGUAUAUGAAUUACAAACAAUUAAGCCACCAAAAGUUGAAAAUAAUCAUACUACUACUUUAUCAGAGACUAUAAUAAAUAUUGAAAAUAUAUGUAAUGAUAAAUCUGAUGUUCAACGCAAAAGAGGACAAAGAAAUUCUAAUGGAGAUGUGCCAAGUAAAAUUUUCAAAUUAGAAAGUGGAAAUUGUAUCUCAGAUAAAAAUUCUUUAGAAGACAAAUGUACAAUACAAAAUGACAAUGAUAUUGAAAUAAUUCACAUAUCAGGAAAUGACAACUUAUUAAAUGAAAAAGGGAAUUGUGAUAAUUUCACAAAGAAUAUGGAAUUAGAUAAUAAAUUAAAUGUAAAGAAACAUAUUGAUACCAAUAUGAUGAAAUCAAAUAAUAUAAACAUGGAAAAUAUUAACAAAAAUGAAAUUUCUACUGCUUCUAAGAAUAAAAAAGAAGAAUUGAAUAUAAAUACAUUUCACGAAGAUCAAAAUCAUACUGAAAACAGUUUAUUUCAUAUUAAAAAUAUACAUGAUACAGUAAAUAAUAUUGUAUCUAAAAAUACAAUGGAGAACAAUAAAAUAAAGACAAAUAGAGAAGAAAAUGCAAAUAAUAAAGAAGUAAACAAUUUUUUAAUUGAAGUUGAAAUCUCAAAAACAGUUGAUAAAACAAAUCAACAUUUUGAACAAAGUAAUGAAAACAAAAAUUUAUUAUUAUCUGCAAAUUGUGUACAUAACAAAGAUAAUGUGAUAAAAUUAGAGAAUGAAUUACAAUUAACUAAUACUGAUGAAAAUAUAUAUUCUCCAAAUACAAAUAUUCCACUUGUAUCUCCAAUAAAAUUAAAACAAAUUCAACAAGAACCAAAAACAAAAUUUUCAGAAGAUGAUGUGGUAAAUUUAAGUGAUAGUGAAGAUGAUAUUUUUCCAUGUUCUCAAUUGUUUGAUAUUGGAUAUGGCAUGAAUACAUCUAUAAAAGAUGAAAUUAAAGAAGAACCUGCAGAAAUAGAAAAUGUAAGAUAUAGUAUAGUCGAUGAUGCAGAUUUAAUUAUUUCACUAACAGAUAGUGAAGAUGAAGAUAAUAAUUGGUUACAUAAAUUAUCUCGAAGUCAAAUACUUAAUGAGAAUGAUGAAAUUGAUAUCAAUGACAUAAAGAAAGAAGAUAUUGAAUUAAAAACAGAUAUUGAUAUAGAAGAGCCAUUUCGAAAUGAGUUUGAAUUUAUUGAUAAUAGAAAAAACAUAGAUGAACAAAUAGAAGCAAAAAAAUCUAUAGAUAAAGAAGAAGAAAAUAUUCAAGGUAUAAAAAACUUAAAUGAAAUAAUUUCUCCAAAAACUUUCGUCAGUGUAAAAAAUUUAAAUAAAAUAAUAUCACAAGAAACUGUUUCAAAUAAACCAAAAAAUUUUGAAGAUUAUAUUGAAAAACUCACUUUGGAAGGACAAUCCUCGAAAUAUCAGAAUUUGUCUCCAACACAAAAAAAGAUAGAAAAUUACAUGGAUAUAGCUAAUAGAACCAAUAGAAUAGAAAGUACUGUAUCUUCAAGGAAAAAAAAAUUAAUUGAGAAAAAAGUGCCUCAAAUAGAACCUCCACAUUUGCCUACCAGAAAACGAAACACUAAUACUAAUAAAGUUAAACAAAGUCCUCAGAAACAUGAAAAAUCUACUAAAAAAAAAUUAUCUGCUAAUGAAAAAAAAAAGCGAGAAGAAAUGUUGAAAAUAGAACAACGUUUGUAUGCAAAAGAGCAAAAAAAUCGUAAAAUGCUUCAUAAAUGGGCAGAUUGUCUUCCUCCUAGUAAACAGAAGAAAAUUAAUAUUCUUUCUAAAGAAGAAAAGAAAGUAUUGAUAGAUAAUAGAAAAAUGAAAUUGAAGAAACUUGCAAUAGAGGAGAAACGAUUGUCUUUAGAAAACAAUCAAGAGAAGAAACGUAUUGUUUCUAAACCAAAAGCGAAAAUAACGACAAAGACUCGAAACGAUUUUCUUGUCGAAGACACAAUCUCUGCAUCUAGAUUAGAAAAUGUAACGGAAAAAUCUAAAGCUUCGUCCAGUCAAUCUACAGUGAGUAAUACUUCAAAUUCAGAAAUGACAAAUUCUAUAAAACAUAAAAACAUUUCUAAAGAAAUAACAAAACAUUUACAAUAUAAAUUAAUGCUUAAUGAUAUUUCGAAUUUGGGCAAGAUUCCCAAAAAAUCUAACACCACCAAGAUAAAAAUAAAUACUGCAGAAGCAGAAACAGCGUUAAAAGAACUUUCAUUAGAAAAAAAAAUAGAGAAAACAAAUGAAUUAAAAAAUAUUGAAUCACAGAAUAAAUCAAAUAAAGAAUCUUCUAAACUUAUUGAAAAUAAAUCUUCUGUUUCUAAAUCAAAUAUUAAAUCGAAUUUCGUGAAACCAAAAAAACGAGUAUCUUUUUCUGCAGUAAUUCAAAACGUACGUGAAUAUCAAAUUGAUGAAUCUAAUGUUUUAAAAAAAUUAACAGGUAAAGAUGCUCCUAUACCUGCAGAAAAAGUUAUAAAGAAACCUAGUAAUAUCACAGAAUCUAAUGCAAAAAAGGACCAAUUUUUAUGGCGCAUUUUAUGCUGGAAACCAGUAUGGUUAGAAGAACAACAAUAUUUGAAUCAAGAUCCACCUGUUAUACAACCUGAAGAACUUAAUGUAACCUUAACACAUUAUAGAUCAUAUGAGGAAUAUUAUAAUAUUAUAAGUCCACUUUUAUUGCUAGAAAUUUGGCAUGGAAUCACUAAGCAAUUUCAGAGUAUAGAUCAUAUAUAUAGACGGCCCACAUUUAUGUGUUCUAUAGUUGAAAAUUCUAUUCAAACAAAUGUUUCGAAUAAUAUAUUUUUUACAACAUUAAUGCUUGAAGUAUUAGCCACAAAAGAGGAUAUAAGAAAGCAAAUACAUCCUAUUUUUGGAGAUCUUAUAUUUUUUGAAUAUGUUCAAAAUCAUGAAAAAUCACAAAAAUCAAAAGAUUUCCGUAAAGUAUUUGCUUAUGUUACUAAUACAUAUUCAACAGUAUUAACUCCUGUUACUCGUUUUAAUCAAGAUUUGAAAAAUUAUGUGAAAAAUCCUCAUACAUUAUUAACAUAUACUGUGACAACAAAAUGUCUUGAUAAGAAUAUUUUAGUAAAUCGAGUUCAGCGAUUAAGAGCUGUAAUUUAUUUGCGUUCUAGUUUAAGAAUGAUACAAGCAUUGCAGUUCCUUCCUAAUUCACCAUUAGUAAACUUAAUUUUAAAUCCGCAAUUUGAAAUGUAUAAGUUACCAGUUGUUUCUGAAUUAGAGACAUUAAUUACUGGAGAUAAAUUAAAUCAAAAACAGAUAGAAGCUGUAAAUAGAGUAACCAAAGCUGUAGUUCAUAAAGAUACUAAAUUAUGUUUUAUCCAAGGACCACCGGGUACUGGAAAAUCAAAAGUUAUUGUAAAUAUAAUUACUCAAAUAUUAUACGGAAAUAAUAGAUAUACAAGCAAUGGAAGUUCUUUUAAAAUGUUAGUAUGCGCUCCAUCAAAUACUGCUAUUGAUGAGAUCGUUUUAAGAUUAUUAAACGUUAGAACUACAAUAAAACAACAAGCGAAAAUGAAACCGUUUAAAAUGGUUCGCAUUGGACAAUUGGAAAUGAUGCAUCCAAAAGUGAAAGAUAUUUCUGUUACGGAAUUAGCAAAACGAGAUAUCAGAAAAACGAAUAAUGCAAAUAAUACUCCAUCUGAUAGCAUAGAAAAUGAAAAAUUACUUUUACAAUCUAAAAUGAAUGCUCUUCGAUGUAAAUUGAAUUCUCGUAAUUUGGAUGAAACUCAUAAACAGAAUAUCAAGAUGAAAUUGAAUGAUAUGACUAUGAAAUAUGAAUUAUUGAAAAAUCGUGAAUCAUUAAAUGAACUAAAUAUCAGAAACAAAGAAUAUAUGAAAUUACAACGUAUAACGGAAAAUAAGUUUCUUGAAUAUGCAGAUAUAAUUACUUGUACCCUUUCAUCUUGUUAUACUAGUCAAAUGGAAUCCAUUUUUGGUAUUAAUAAUAAAAAAAUAUCUGUGUGUAUUGUAGAUGAAGCUACUCAAAGUUGUGAAGCAGAAACUUUAAUACCAUUAAUGUUAGGAAUUAAUAUAUUGAUUUUAGUCGGUGAUCCAAAUCAAUUACCGGCCACAGUUUUAAGUACACAGGCAAAGAAAUAUGGAUUGGAUCAAUCGAUAUUUUCUCGAGUGCAAAACGCUUUUGAAUUACAGCCAAAUAAUCCGAUAAUUAUGUUGGAUACACAGUAUCGAAUGCAACAUGAUAUUUCUUCUUGGCCAAAUAAAUUCUUUUAUGGUGGCAAGUUGAAGACUGCAGUUGAACGCGAUGAUACGUUUCCAUUUUAUCCCUAUCGAAUUUUGAAUCUUAAUUCAAAUCAGAAUGAUAACAAUUCAAACAAUGAAGAAGCGGAUUUUGUAGCAAAUAUUGUAUAUUGUAUGUUAACUUCUGCUAAUUUGGAUAAUUGGGAAUCAUGUAUUUCAUGUGGCAUUCUUACGCCAUAUAAUAAUCAAAAGUCUAUGAUAUUAACAAAGAUUCAUGAAAAAAUAUUUUCAUUACCUGAAAAUAUUAAAAAAAAAGUGAAAAUUGACGUGAAUACAGUGGAUGGUUUUCAAGGGCAAGAAUGUGAUAUAAUAAUUAUGUCAUGUGUACGAAGUCAAAAAAUUGGUUUCUUAUCAGAUAGACAAAGACUUUGUGUUGCCCUUACAAGAGCAAAACGCAGCCUCAUUAUGUGUGGUAAUUUUAAUAUUUUUAUGAGAUAUCCAAUGUGGAAUUCAUUAAUAUCAGAUGCGAAAUCGCGUAAAGUAUUUUUUAACGUUGAUACUAAUGCAGAUCUUGACAAAGUAAAAUCGUAUGUCAUUAAGCGUACAAGAAGAAAGUGAUUUUUUUUGAAUAUAUUAUUAUUAAUAUUAUCCUUGUAUAUUUGUAAAUCUUCUCAUUUUCGUGUGUUUAAAUAUGUAUUAUAAAUCUUUAUUUCAUUUUCUACAAUAUAUUAGCUUUGCUAAUAAAUUUUUUAAACUAAUUAUAAUGUCUUAAAUAGAAUAAAAGAAAAAUACCCAUUAUUAAAAUAUUUACU